Molecule: messenger RNA, 1359 nt
Organism: Pseudo-nitzschia multistriata
Lineage: Eukaryota; Bacillariophyta; Bacillariophyceae; Bacillariales; Bacillariaceae
Source: the annotation of a GenBank genome assembly
AAUCCCCUUUUCGUGCGUUUUGAACAGAUGUGGUACGUUACGUACGGUAGCACUCGGAGAUCGAUGUGUGGAGGAAAAAGAUUGAAGAUUUUUCUAGUGAAAAUAACAAAAAUCUUUUUUGUUUUCAUUCCUUCACUUCUUACCGUUCUAGUGUACGAACCGACCAUGGACACCAAAUCAAAUCGGAGCAGGUGCCAAUAGACGGUGCACUCAAUUGAUACUUCCGACAGACACAAAGAAUAUUUGGCUAGUCCAACGAAUUCGUUGCUAGAUAUCAUACCGAGUGUAUUGACCAUCCGGUAUCGGCACUCACAACGCGAACUAGGUUUCGAACAAAAGGGUUCUCAGGAAAACAAAAUGAUUUCAGCCAGAGUGUACCGGGCAUCACUCUCCGUUCUCGUCAUCCUCAUCGGAUCCUCGUUCUACGGAAAUGGCAAGGGAACGGGCAUCGCGAUGACCUGUGUCGAAUCGUUCGCACCUCUUGCAAAACAGGGCCGUCGCAGCGGCGCAAGAACCGAAUUCCAGAAACCAGGGCCCUCUUGGUUGCCGCAAUCGCUGGCGUCGUCGUCGCCGUCGUCGCUUGCCGCGUCCCCGCCCCGCACCGAGCUUUCGGUUCCGUCCCAGGCCCAGUGCGAAAGCCUGGGAAUCCGGGAAUGGCCCCAGCAGAGCAAGAGCGGGUCGUGGACGGAGGCGGUGGCACCCGGGAAUUCCCUGGUGAGAUACGUCCUGGAGGGAUCCGGGUCUCUGGAAAUCGUUACGGACGGCGAAACCGAGAGGCAAUCCGUCCGGCCGGGGACCCUCGUCGAAAUCGAGUCGUCGGAGUCGUCGGGCGUCCAGCUGGAAUGGGCGUGCGACGCAUCGUGCCCGGAAAUGGUCCUGCUGACGCCCGGCUUCGAGGAGGGCGGCGUCUUCCUGGGCGUCCUGGCCGGAAUCCUUGUCUUGUUUGGAGUACUCCUGUCGGGGGCGCUCGGGUAGGUUCUCGGUGCCAAACUCACACCCAAAACAUGCGAAAGACUGUGUCACAAUGCAAACCUCAAAGGCCACAGAUUCGGGAAGAACUCAGAUUGCGUCUCGGUAAACGUGAUUGCGUUUUUGGCCAAGUCCGAUUCGAUGAAUAUCAAUAGCCAAUGCUGAAUUAGGAUGUGGGUUGACGGAGAGUCGGUGUUUUUCAUUUUAUUCUGUGGAAAACAACAUGAAUCCGAACUUUUGCAUUCGGUUUCAACGCAGGCUAACUUUUUUUCUUCCAUUCGAGCAACUUUUUGAGCCAGACGGAACUUAAUUUUGAUCGAUUGGACAAUACAUAGCGCUAUUGAAUACUUCUAAUGUUGUUAGUAUUAAGAAUAAGCUGACAUUGACCGU